AUGUCGAACAAUUCUUUAUCUCUGUGUGGAACUCCAGAGCCUAUUAUAACGUUCGAAGCGAGGCCGGAGACAGUAACUCCAACAUUAUCAUUCCGUCGUGACUAUUCGACUUCUACAUUCCAAGGUAGACCUAUGCUCUACCGCAUUAACCCUGACCUAGGCCACCUCUGCUGGCUUCAGGAGACUAUCCAGAAUGACAGCAGCUUAUUGCUGCAGGAUGGAGGAGCCUUCCGCGGAAAAGGCUUUCUGGAACGUCUGAAGGAGUUCCAGACGUGCUGCCAUCGAGCAGCAGUUGUCCACGAUGAGGACAACCUUUUUGACCAGUUGAGGAUGUGGGAUCUACCCACCGAAGUCUCGGAACUCAGAGCCAUGGCUGAGCUGGAGCAGGAGCGCGUUUGCGCAGCACUGGAGGAUGAGCUGCAGGAAUUGGAGGAACGAGCCGCACAUGUGCGUCAAGUAAUGGAGGAUGUCCGCAAGGAGGACUUAUCGCAUAGGAGUAAGUAA
Auanema sp. JU1783 is the source of this 504-nucleotide messenger RNA. The record is from the annotation of a GenBank genome assembly. NCBI's taxonomy places the organism in Eukaryota, Metazoa, Nematoda, Chromadorea, Rhabditida, Rhabditidae.